Messenger RNA from Schistocerca nitens (vagrant locust), 708 nucleotides. Its product is annotated as gustatory and odorant receptor 24-like. The transcript has 3 exons. The coding region runs from base 1 to 708 and encodes 235 amino acids. NCBI's taxonomy places the organism in Eukaryota, Metazoa, Arthropoda, Insecta, Orthoptera, Acrididae. The record is from RefSeq and is a predicted model, not a curated record.
AUGAGGGCCCCUGCAUGGAUCUACCACUCGCGGGUGGGGAGUAUCGUCCUCUUCGACGACGCGGGACGACGGAGGAAGAAAGCUGACACACUGGGUGUCUUCGCGAGCGACUUGAACCCUUCCUUCACACUGAUGAGGGCCUUGGGUCUGCUGCCAAUAGAAGGCCUGCAGACAGCGAGUCCUGCGUUCAGGCCGACUUCUGGCGCCUUCCUGUACUCCCUGGGGUGCUACCUGGCGGUGUCUGGCCUGGCGGCAUUCGUCGCCUUCUACCUGAUCACACACCGAGACUUCAAUGAUGGCAGCGUCUACAUGACGGCUGCACUCGCCUCCCUCGUUCCGAGCUUUCUUCUGCACCCCUUCUACUGGUUCGGGGCGAAGAAGGUAGUCGCGCUUCUGAAGAAGUGGGUGGAGUUUCAGGAGACGUAUCUGAGGACUACUGGGACACAACUCAACCUCAGACUGCGGCGCCCGUCGAUGUUCUUCACAGUGGUGGUGCCGCUAUUCACUUUCCUGGUAGUCAUAGCGGAGACGUUCAUAUUCGACAUCGCGCAUCCGAGUGUGGCUGUCGCGUACACGGUCACCAUCAGUAUGCUGGUCAACCACGGCGUGGUGUGGCUGCUGCAGUGCACCGCCAUCUGCCGGUCAUCGCUGCUGAUGAAGAAUUACCUCAGGUCGGUAAGUUGCCUUUCCAAGCUGCUGUCGGUGUAA